UGGUGAUGUGACAGCAAGGACUGCGGGUGAAUUAAACCUUUUUUGUUAUUUUAAUCUUUUUAAACAAGUUUAGAGGAAAGCAUAACACUGCAGCAGCAAUGGCAGCUACAGUGUUUAAAGAAUUUCAGGAAGAUGUUACUUAUGCGCCAUUUCUGGAGGAGGACUUCGAUGUCCAGAGCCACACCAGUCAGAUGGUUCAGGGUGUUGUCAUUGCUGAACAGCUGAAUAAACUUACUCUUGGAAUUAACCGUUUGGAACGUGAGAUAGAGAGUCAGGUUGGGAGCCACUAUGAAGAUCUUCUGUCACAGGCUACAGGAGUUGAGACAUUGGAAGAUGUUCUGAAUACAAUGCAUACCAGAAUCCAGACACUUCUGGCUGGAGUGGAGAGGCUCAGAGUGCGAGUUGUGGAUCCGUACCAGAGAGUGGAGAAGCACACACUCAUCCUGGGAAGACUUCAGGCCACCUGUGAGCUCCUGAGAAGAGUCAUACGCUGUCUCAUGUUGUCACAGAGGCUACAGCAGCAACUUGCCAAUGGACCUCGGGAUAUAACAAAAGCAGCAAGCAGUCUAAGUGAACUAGACCACCUGGGUCGUGAUGUGGAUUUAACAGGGUUGGAGGUCCUAGAAAGGGAUCAAAGACUAGUGCGGCAGGCUCGUUCUGAUGUUGAGAAGCAGGCUGUGGCAAUGAUGGACCGUGGUAUGGAGGCACAAAACCAAACUCAGGUUGCAACAGCUCUUCAGGUAUUCCACAACUUGGGCAUUCUUGUUCCAAGUGUAGAGAAGGUACUAGAAUCCCUGAUCACUCGCCUCAACAAUAGUGUGUCCCUCUCGCUCGAUGUCAAUGCACUCACUCAAGUGAAUCAGGAUACAAAGAAAGCUGGUCCUGGAAAAGCUAUCAUGCCUGCACCAGGACAAUCUGCACAGUUCCGAGCCUCUUUGUGGUCAAACCUUGAGAAGCUGAUGGAUGAUAUAUACCAUGUUUGUGUUCAGACAUCACAUCUUCAUAAGGUCUUAGCAAAGAAGAGGGAUCCUGUGACUCACGUCUGCUUCUUGGAUGAGGUGCAACGUCACAGCAACAGUGACUUGUUUACACGGGUAUGGAGGAACAUCACCCGCAUCUUGACGGAAGAAUUUGCAAAAGCUGCUCAGGAUUCUCCAUUCAUCCGCCAAGCCCUAGAAGUGGACUACCCCAAGCUGGUCCGGCUUUAUGGGGAUUUGUGGCGGAGGCUCGAGGGUAUCAGCCUGGAGAUGAGGCACACGUCCACAGACAUUUCUACUUCUGGUGUAGAUGGAGACAUUGGUGAAGACGACGAAGUAGAUAAAGGAGACAAGAAGAUUGAGGAGUUUGAUCCAGAACAAGCUCUUCGACAUACCUUGGUGCCUCUAGAGAAAGCCUACCUCUCUAGGUCUCUUUCUCGCCUCUUUGAUCCUGUCAACCUAAUGUUUGCUGCGCAAGAUGCCCCUCCUGCUAAGGAUGAAGUUGAUGCCUUAAUAAAAACUAUUACAAGGAACCCCAACUGCUGGUCAAGCCUUGAACGGAGCUGUAGUGAACCAGCUGCUGUAUGUCAGAAGUCAAAUAGAGCGCACAGCUUCAGCCACUCUAGCCCAUCUGCCGCAGCCUGUCACCAAUACCCUCCUGCAGGCUCUUCCACCCAUAGAUGCUCUCAUGGCCUCUGCAGUGCAACCCCUCUUUCUGUCCAUUACACAAGCAGUAGAGGCCAUCAUUCUCACAAUGCAUAAUGAGGACUUUUCUGGAGGAGAUACAGGUGGCAGUGACUCACAGUGUUCGCUCUACAUGAAAGAGCUCCAAGGGUUUAUCAACCGAGUAGCAACGGAUUAUGUUGCUAUUUACCAGCCUUCGGCAAUUAUAAAGGAAAAUGUGCAUAUGCUAGCAUGCAGGUGCUUAGAAUUAUUUGUACGUCAUGCAAGUCUGUUGCGUCCAAUAGGAGAUGGUGGAAAACUGCGACUGGCAGCAGACUUUGCCCAGAUGGAACUGGCCAUCAAUCCUCUGUGCAGCCGUCCAUCAGAGCUGGGCAAGCCAUACCGCAUUGUGAGGACCUUCCGACCGCUGCUAUUCCAGACGACAGACCACAUCAGCGCUUCACCCAGCAUUGGAGAUGUCAUUCCCUACUCGGUCAUCCUGCACUUCUUGUUCGCUAAGGCUCCUCCGGAACUUAGGUCUCCGCAUCAGACUGCAGGAUGGUCGGUCAGCAGGUAUAGCAACUGGCUGGAUGAACAUCGUGAUGAGCGAGAGAGAUUGCAGCUUGUGAGAGGUGCCCUGGAGGCGUACGUAGCCAAUGUCAGAUCACGCAACCUCACACAGUUCGCCCCAGUAUAUCCUGUCAUGCUCAAACUCUUAGAGAGAGGGAUGAGUGCACAUGGAAUGUCAAGUACUUCUUAGGUAUGAAAGUGUUUGAAGUUUAGGGCUAUAGGUUUUCUGAUCUGUGUUAUAUAUUUUAUAUUUGACUUAUAGUAUGGGUGUCUGUUUAGUCUUUGUAAAGCUUGUGAAGGUUUUAUGCUGAAUGAGCACUUGUAUAUUAAUUUAUUGUUAUUAUUAUUUUAUUUUAUUUUAUGAUCCAGAACUCGAGCAAGAUUUUUGGAAUAUAUGAAUGCUUUUGUUUGAUGAUUGCACAAUGCAGGUAUUUGAAUCUUAGAUCUAAAUUUUUUUGUUAUGAAGUUAAGAGAUUAAAAUAUGAUGAAGCAUGGCAUUAUUUUUAACCAUCAGUUGAGCUCCAGAUGAUGGAUAAACAGUUAAUGGUUGAAACAAAUAUAUAUGCCAGACAUCAAAGGUCAAAUAGCGCUAUGGUCAAGUAUUGCGGUGAAAAGGGUAAAGUUGAGUUAAAGAUUAGGAUGAAAUGUGUUAGAUGUCAAAGAUUAGAGGGUUAUAGAAUUGAUAUUAUGUGAUUAUAUUAGGAAUUUAUUUAGAAAAAAUAUGGUGUGGUUAUUUAAAACUUCGUGCUCAUCUUUCUGAGAAUAUAUAAAAUAUGUAACAAUUUGAAUCGUUUAUGAAAAUGUUCAAGUUUGAGAAGCUACCACGGUAGUUUAUCUGAUCUCGCUCAACCAUUCACAUCCUGAUCUGCAAUGUCUUAUGAUCAAAACAGACCAAUACCAUAAUUUGUAAACCUAUCUUUGUUUUAUUUCAUUUUCAUUUGCCAUCAUUCAGAUUUGAAUGUGUCAAAUUUAUACAAGUAAAGGAACAGAAGAGUGAAAAUUAGAUGCUAACUCAAGAAAAAUGGACAAAGUUUCCAGUGUACUAGUUUUCUUAUUUUAGUUCACAUAAUUCUGACAAGUCUUCUUGCUGUAUUAGCUCCCUUCUUGACGAACUUUCCAGACCACUUGGAAUGGUAGCCCAGCAAAAUUAUGGGGAAUGUUCACCUUGAUUUCACAUAUCAAAUGCGCUUAUGUAUAAGGACAAAUAAUAACACACAAGAAAGGAAAAUGUACAUUUAUUAGUGGAAAUUUCUCCUGCUGAUACCAACAAUACCUCCACUUCCUGCUCAUUCGCUGUCGACUCCUUUAUUACAAACUCGUUUUCUUAUAUUUCCAGGUCCCGUUGCACAAGAAGAUAUUACCUAGCAUAUGAUUUUUUUUAUUUUUUUAUUUUUUAUAUAUAUAUUUUUUUAGUGGGGGAAAAGACAUGAUAAUACAACUGCCUCUAUGUCAGUACACUUAUCCACUUUACCAUAGUUACCCUAUUAUGGAGCAUACUUACAAUACUUUCAUACUUAAAACAUUAGAGAGAGAAAAAAAUCAGGAGGAAAUUCUGUACAAUUGUUUUUGUGUUCCAUGUAUAACAAUUUAAAACAGGAAAAUAAAAGAGAAAAAUGUUAAAUAAGUAAAUAUUGCCCACUGUUCAACAAGUCUAAUAACUUUAUUAUCUCGGCUUAAAAGUCAAUAUAACGAUCAAAGUCUUUGAAUAUGCAAGUGAAAUGUUUAGACAAUACAAUAUAUGAACACUGUUCUUAUGAAACCUUCAUACCAGCCAUUUCAUAAAUGAUUUCUAUAUUGGG
Molecule: messenger RNA, 4009 nt
Organism: Penaeus vannamei (Pacific white shrimp)
Lineage: Eukaryota; Metazoa; Arthropoda; Malacostraca; Decapoda; Penaeidae
Source: RefSeq, a predicted model, not a curated record